Molecule: messenger RNA, 2448 nt
Organism: Camellia sinensis
Lineage: Eukaryota; Viridiplantae; Streptophyta; Magnoliopsida; Ericales; Theaceae
Source: RefSeq, a predicted model, not a curated record
AAUUUGUUUUCCUUUGUUUCUUGAGCCUCUCUUCAACCAUCAAUUUCUUCGAUUUGGUGAUCUGCUUUCUCAGACCCAAAAAACGAAAAGAAAAGAAAAAGGGGGGGUGUUGAUCUUUGUUCUUGAGCUGAUUGGGGUCACUGAAAAGUGACUAAUGGCUGAAAAUUUUCUACUGGGGAUUCUUGAGAGAGAGAAAGAAAGGGGUGAUUGAUUGGGAUCGUUUAUGGAGAUGGGUUUGUGAGAUUGAUGAGGAUGAUGAUGAGUGAUUGUUGAAGGGGUUGAGAAUUUAUCUGUAUAGAUAGGGAUUUUUGGGGUGUUGGAGGGUUUUGCUUUGAUUUGUGUGUGGAUUUGAUAUGGGUGGGUGUUUUCCAUGCUUUGGAUCAUCAAACAAGGAUGGGAAUGGUGUGAAGGAAGUGGGGAAGAAGGACUCUGUAAAAGAAUCAUCAGCUGCUCAGUCUCACCAUGUGACCAGAGUUGGUUCAGACAAAUCAAAAUCGCGUAGUAAUUCUGAUCCCAAGAAGGAUCCUAAGAAAGAACCAGCAGUUCAAAAAGAUGGACCAACAGCACAUAUCGCUGCACAGACGUUUACAUUUCGUGAGCUCGCUGCUGCCACAAAGAACUUUAGGCCAGAGUGUCUUCUGGGUGAAGGUGGGUUUGGACGUGUUUACAAGGGGCGCUUAGAAAGCACAGGACAGGUAGUUGCCGUGAAACAGCUUGAUCGCAAUGGCCUUCAAGGAAAUAGAGAGUUCUUGGUGGAGGUUCUCAUGCUUAGCCUCUUGCACCAUCAGAACCUUGUCAAUUUGAUUGGUUAUUGUGCUGAUGGGGACCAGCGGCUCCUUGUUUAUGAGUUCAUGCCAUUGGGAUCUUUGGAGGAUCAUUUACAUGAUCUUCCACCAGACAAAGAGCCUCUGGACUGGAAUACAAGGAUGAAGAUUGCAGCUGGUGCAGCAAAAGGUCUAGAAUAUUUGCAUGACAAGGCUAACCCUCCUGUUAUAUACCGAGAUUUAAAAUCAUCAAACAUCCUUCUAGGUGAGGGCUAUCUUCCUAAGUUAUCGGAUUUUGGGCUUGCAAAACUAGGUCCUGUUGGUGAUAAGACGCACGUCUCAACCCGGGUUAUGGGGACAUAUGGUUAUUGUGCUCCUGAAUAUGCUAUGACUGGUCAACUCACGCUCAAAUCUGAUGUCUAUAGUUUUGGAGUCGUGUUUCUAGAGCUUAUUACAGGGCGCAAGGCUAUUGACAACACCCGGGCUGCAGGAGAGCAAAAUCUCGUUGCAUGGGCAAGACCACUUUUCAAGGAUCGCCGGAAGUUUCCCAAAAUGGCUGAUCCACUUUUACAAGGUUGCUAUCCAAUGCGAGGACUUUACCAAGCACUUGCCGUUGCAGCCAUGUGUUUGCAAGAACAAGCUGCUACAAGGCCUCUGAUAGGUGAUGUUGUGACUGCUUUAACAUAUUUAGCCUCCCAAACCUACGAUCCAAGUGCACCCACGGGUCAUAGUAAUAGAGUUGGUCCAUCUACUCCUAGAAGCAGGGAUGACAGAAGGAGCAUGGCCAAUGGGCUGGAUAGUCCAGACGAGUCUCGACGAGGAGGACGCUACGGCUCGCCAUCCAACCAUAAGAAUUCUCCUGAUUUCAGAAAGAGAGACUCUGCAAGGGAAUUGAAUGCCGGUGCAGAGUUAGGUGGGAGUGAAACUGGUGGUGGAUCUGGGAGGAAAUGGGGCAUGGAUGAAGUGGAACGUCAGGACUCUCAGAGAGACAGCCCCAUUAGCGCAGGGAGAGCAAGAGAGACUCCAAGGAACCGAGAUCUAGAUAGGGAACGGGCGGUUGCCGAGGCGAAAGUGUGGGGUGAGAAUUGGAGAGAAAAAAAAACGAGAAACGCAAUGGGUAGCUUUGAUGGUACAAACGAGUAAUUUGAGCAAGAAAGCCUGAGGGGCAUGUCGCUUUGGAUGAUUUGGAUGGUCAUCAGGAAGAAGAAAAAGGGAGGAGAAUACAGAGAAAUGUCAUAACUUUUACUGUUGUGGUGUCAGUAUUUGCCCCGGUAAUAAUGUUUAUAUCCGAUUUCAACUGUUGUUGGUUGUCCUAAUUAUCAUUCACAGUUCAAAGAAGUCAGUCUCGUGGGGUUAGUGCUGUGAUUUUGGGCAUUUUACAGGUAGACCCCGCUAUGGAAUGAUAUAUGUGACGUGUUAAAUUAUGUAUUUAGGUUUUUUUUAUUGGAAAGUUGGAUGAUACAGAAGAGAAGAUUGGAAGAUGUUUCAUUUUGCUAUGACCCCCACCCCCAUUAUAUUGUGUAUUGUAUCAUUGUAUGUGUAUGAUUGUGGGGAAAUUUAGUGAGUUUGGUUUGGGAGUCCCAUUAUUCUUAUGGCUUUGUACUUGGAUGUAGUCAUGUGUAUGGAUUCUGAGUUUGUCAUGUUUUCGGCUUAAUACAAAGAGGGUUCAUCAUUCUCCAUCAAA